Messenger RNA from Thelazia callipaeda (thelaziosis nematode), 834 nucleotides. The record is from the annotation of a GenBank genome assembly. NCBI's taxonomy places the organism in Eukaryota, Metazoa, Nematoda, Chromadorea, Rhabditida, Thelaziidae.
AUGUACUGUACUAAAUACAAUUUAAAACAUACUUACCGAGUCGUCGCAGCUGGACACCAUGACACCUUGAAAAUCCAGUAUCUCGUCACCAAAUGUUAUGGCUUGUCCAUAGCAGAUCAGCAAUCAAAUCAGCCAGAUAAAAGAUUUUCUAAGCCAACAUGUCUUAAACUAGGCUUAAGAACACUAAAAUGCCUACAACAACUUCAUGAAAUUGGCUUUAUUCACCGAGAUAUCAAACCACAAGUUUUUGUAACAGAUGCUACAGAACCUCAAAAUAUUUAUAUCGUACAUUUUGGUCUCGCACGUCGUUUUAGGACCAGGGAGUGUGCUCACUUACCACGUCGUCCUUCACUAGCUCUGUUAGGAGCAGUGAAGUAUAUUUCACGUAACGCACACAAACGAAAUGAUAGAUCACAGUGUGAUGAUAUUGAAAGCUGGUUUUACGUGUUGAUUGAAAUGUUCAAUCGAGAAUUACUUACUUGGACUGACAAAACUAAGGAAGAAGAGAUUCGUCCUGAAAAAGAAGCAUUCAUGACUGAAAGAGGAUUUCAAAAAACGACAGAACUUUGUCAAAGUAUACCACAAGCAUUCUUUGAAAUACUUCGGCAUAUCAAUACACUAACGUUCGCUGCAAAACCAAAUUUUACUAGGAUGCGAAAAGUACUUAAAAAUGAAAUCGAAGUAAACGAUUUCAAGACUGAACCGUAUGAUUGGAUCAAAGCAGAAGGCAAGAAGAUAAAGUGUACUGAUAACGAUACGAGUUCGAGAUCCGAAGACAUAAAGUCGGAUGUUCGCUCUCCUGUGACAUCACCACCUCGCGUAGAGCCCAUCUGA